CCUUGGAAAUGCGUCACAACGCGGAAGUGCUCUCAGUGGCGAUUAUUUUGGAACUUGUGUGUGUAUGCGCUGGAAGACUGCGUGGAGGAAGAAAAGGGGAAGGCGCAGGAGGCUGCCUAGAGAAACCUCUGGUGCUGUUGAGUCCAAUUUAUGUCGAAAGGGAAGGCCGUCAUGGAGCCCUCUGCGUCUGGCAUGUUUUGCGGGAGGAUGCUGAGCAUGGUCAAUUCUGAGGACGUUAACGCGAUCAUCCAAGCUCAGAGACACAUGUUAGACCGAUUUGAAAAGACAAAUGAGAUGCUUUUAAAUUUUAACAAUCUCUCAAGUGUCAGACUUCAACAAAUGACAGAUCGCUUUCAGAACCACACACGCACCUUGGUUGAGAUGAAGAAAGAUCUUGACAGCAUCUUCCGAAGAAUCAGAACGCUAAAGGGCAAGAUUGCAAAACAAUACCCAGAUACGUUUAACAGUAUUCAUGAAUCUCCUAUUCUUGAAGAUGAUGAUGAUUACUUUGACCCCAUUCCUCCAAGCACAGCAACUACCACUGGCACAUCAGAACAAAGCACAGAAUCCUGUGACACAAGCCCAGAUAUAAUUUCACCAACCGUUAGCCGAAGCUCGGAGGACUUUUCUCAAGAAAUAAUGGAAACUCCUACUUCCGAUGGACAGAAUAAAUCCUUUGCAGAAGAAGAAGGAGAUGGUGAAAAAAACGGAAAUAAUCUUGAAAGAGAAUAGCCGAUGAAUGAUGCAAUUUGUGCACGUUUUGUAAACUUAACACAACUUGUCACUGUAGUCAUUUCUCAGGAGUGCCGCUAUUUUUUUUUAACAUUGACGUAUUUUCAGUGGACUGAGUGAGUGCCACCAGAGAAUUAUAAAACUGUAUGUUAGGUCAGCAUAUAUCAUCAAAGCAGGCUUGCAACUGGGUUUAGAUUCAAAUAGCUAAAAACUACACUUUGCAAAUCAAACAUUAAAUAGUGUUUUUGACACAUUCAAACCCUUCUUAAACAUCAUGCGGCCAUUUGCUAAAGCUAAUAAUGCAUUAGAAUGAUUGUGCUGCUUCUGAAGAGAAUUUCAGAAAGUGCACUUCGAGUAAUCAUGACCUAGACUGUAUUGGCACUUGGCAAAACUGUAACUAUUUCUAACCCAUGUACCCUAGGAGGUGUUUUUGUUUCCAUAUUUAACUUCUUAUUCCUGUCGUUUUGUAUUUUGCCUCCUUGUAAAAUUGUUUGUUUUAACUGUUGGCAUAAUUUGUAAACUGCUCAUUUUCAAGUUAAUUGCUAUGCAACAAAAUGACACUUUUAUUUAUGCUGCCAAUCCCCAUGGGACAAAACAAAUAAAAAUGUACAUCUAAUUUGAUUUUUUAUUAA
Polypterus senegalus (gray bichir) is the source of this 1364-nucleotide messenger RNA. It is a transcript of the gene kxd1, whose product is annotated as KxDL motif containing 1. Bases 151 to 732 code for a protein of 193 amino acids. Gene Ontology annotation, biological process: lysosome localization. Gene Ontology annotation, cellular component: BORC complex. The transcript is spliced from 5 exons. The record is from RefSeq and is a predicted model, not a curated record. Lineage: Eukaryota; Metazoa; Chordata; Cladistia; Polypteriformes; Polypteridae.